AUGGCGGACACGGUGCAGAUCACGAUGGAGAAGAUGGUGCCGGAGCUGGAGGACCUGCAGGCGCGCAAGAUCUUCUCGGCGCCCGAGAUCCGCCAGAUCGUGGACAAGCGCCGCGGCUUCGAGUACUCGCUGCAGCGCGUGCCGCUGCGCAAGAUCGACGCCAUGCGCUACAUCGAGUACGAGAUCAAGCUGGACGCGCUGCGCGCCGCGCGCAAGGAGCGUCUGGGCCUCGCCAAGGUCACGCUGGGCGACACGGCCGGCGUCAAGCGCGUGCACAACAUCUUCGACCGCGUGCUGUUCAAGCACCGCGGCAGCGUGGAGCUCUGGCUGCAGUACGUGGCCUUCUGCAAGCGCGAGGGAAGCAGCCGCGUGCUGUCCGCUGUCUUCUCCCGCGCGCUGCAGUCGCACCCGCGCAGCGCCGAGCUCUGGAUCGAGGCGGCGUCGUACGAGUUUGGCGUCAACCUCAACGUGGACUCGGCGCGUGUGCUCAUGCAGCGCGCGAUCCGUCUCAACAAGCAUAACCAGAAGCUCUGGCUCGAGUACUUCCGUCUCGAGCUGCUGUACGUGCAGAAGCUGACGAUGCGUCGCCAGGUGCUGCGUCUGGACGAGGAGGUGGAGAAGCCCGAGGACGACGGAUCUACCGUGCUUAUCGACGAGCUACCGGAGGAGGCAGGGGCCGCUGACGACGAGAUGUCGGAGGAGAUGGCAGCCAAGAUGAACGCCAGGAAGCUUGUGCUGCAGGGAGCUAUCGCCAAGAUCGUUUACUCGAACGCUGUGGCCGCGAUUGCGGACGACGUGGCGUUCCGUCUCAAGUUUGUGGAGAUCCGCGACCUGUUCGGUUCGCUCACGGCUGCGGAGGUGUCGGACUUUAUUCUGGAGGACUGCCUGCAGAACUUCCCCAAGAGCGAGGAGGUGCAUGCUGCCAAGGCGCUGCGCCCAUUUUUGGCGGUCGAGGACAGCGAUGCGUCCCGUUUGGGCGAGUCGUCGGAGGUGGAUGGCGCUAACGUGUCCGAGGCCGAGCGUCAAGCGGAGCUGCUGGUCGUGCAGAACUUCGAGACCAGCGUUUCGCAGCUGGACACGCUUUCCAUGAAGGAGCUGUUCGCGGACUGGCUCGUGGCGCGUCUGGCGUCUUCCAGCCAAACGGCGUUCCUGCUCGAGUACGCGCGCGCCAAGCUCAAAGAGUUCGCCUUCUCGGCGUCGAGCUCGACCUCUCCGUCGCUUGCUAUUAAGUAUGUUGAUUUGAUCCACCGCACGGACGGUACGAAUGAUGCGCUUAUGGUUGUGCGCAAGGUUUGCGACGAGUGUCUGCCCCAGUCAUCAGAGGUCUGGCUGCUGCAGUCUCAGCUCGUGCUUCACGCGGACCACGAAGAGACGAGCACGAGCCGCUCCCCGUCCGCUAAGCGACGCCGGACGUCGCGUGGGUCGAUCUCGAAGACUGUGACUGCUGUCGCCAACCCGUUGACCUCGGCCGUGUCGGUGUUGAAGACGGCGCUGACGAAGAUUGCGACGGAGGACUUUGACGCGCAGUUUGCUAUUCACAACCGCCUGGUGCAGCUCCUAAUUAGCAGUGCAGAGUCUCCGAGUGUUGUCGAGAAGGCAUUUAAGGCCGCCCUCGACGCGCAGAAGCGUGGGUCGGCACACUGGUGCGCCAUGCGUCAGCAGUACGUUACUUGGGCCUCCAGCGCGGCUUCCCAGCGCACAUUGGAGCAGGUUCGCUCGCUGUACACCAAGUUCAUGGUGGACGAGCAGCUGCUGCCCUCUCCAGAGACUCAGUUGUUCCUGACGCUGAGCGUGGACAUCGAGACGUCGGCCACGUCGGUAAAUGUGGCGCAGGUGCAGAAGCUGUUCGAGAAGCUGGUGGAGCUCUUCGGCUCGGAGCAGGAGGAGGUCUGGGUGCAGUACGUGCGCUGCCUCUCGGAGCGCUUGUCGCUGUUCGCCGACGCCACGCGCGUCCAGCAGCGCGCGCUGCGCGUGUGGAAGGAGUCCCCGGCCCUCACGCAGUUCGCCUUCACGGGCUUGUAG
Molecule: messenger RNA, 2022 nt
Organism: Phytophthora sojae
Lineage: Eukaryota; Oomycota; Peronosporomycetes; Peronosporales; Peronosporaceae
Exons: 1
Coding region: 1-2022 (673 amino acids)
Biological process (GO): maturation of SSU-rRNA from tricistronic rRNA transcript (SSU-rRNA, 5.8S rRNA, LSU-rRNA)
Cellular component (GO): small-subunit processome; Pwp2p-containing subcomplex of 90S preribosome
Molecular function (GO): protein binding; snoRNA binding
Source: RefSeq, a predicted model, not a curated record